Manduca sexta (tobacco hornworm) is the source of this 3271-nucleotide messenger RNA. RefSeq names its product protein N-terminal asparagine amidohydrolase (gene Ntan1). The transcript is spliced from 7 exons. Gene Ontology annotation, molecular function: protein-N-terminal asparagine amidohydrolase activity. Gene Ontology annotation, biological process: ubiquitin-dependent protein catabolic process. The coding region runs from base 347 to 1288 and encodes 313 amino acids. Gene Ontology annotation, cellular component: nucleus. The record is from RefSeq and is a predicted model, not a curated record. Lineage: Eukaryota; Metazoa; Arthropoda; Insecta; Lepidoptera; Sphingidae.
CACGUUCCGCGAUAAACCGACUGUGCUGUGUUUCUUAAUUGCUUAUUGCAAGAUACAGACACUAUCGGGGCAUUAUAACCAACAUAAUAAGCAUUAUCAUAACAAUAACAAGCCAGUAACUCGUGGCACUCGAUGCGCUCAUGGCGGUUGUGUGAUAACCCCUCUAGAGCGCUCGGUUCAGUCGCUUUCUGUUCGCACCGCGUAACGCUUAUGUUCGAAUAAUUUGAAUUAUUCUCGUCAAGUCUCGUCUCGUUUUCAAGUUUCGAUCUUUUGAACGGUAUACAAAGUGACAGUGUUAAAAGUGAAUGUGUUGGUGUUUUUAUUGGCUUUAACGAAGAGCGUUAGCAUGGUGGUGGUGCUGAACGGGGUGCUGUCGGACGAGUGCCCGACGUCGGUGCGCGCGCUGCUGGCCGCGCACCCGGGCUACAGGGAUGCGGCUGCGCAGCUGAUAGCGGCGGCCGCGCGAGUCGUGCCCGCGCCCGGCUUGUUGUACGUCGCGCAGAGGGAGCUCGCGGCCGUCGUGCCGCAUGACAAAAAUGUGAGCAUCAUUGGAUCAGACGACGCCACGUCUUGCAUCAUUGUCGUCGUCAGACAUUCUGGUUCGGGAGCAGUUGCGCUUGCGCAUCUCGAUGGGUCGGGCACGGCGGAGGCGGCAGCCGCGAUGGUGGCGCGCGUUCAGCAGCUCGCCGUGGGCUAUCCCGAGGGACGCCUGGAGUUACAGCUAGUCGGCGGCUUCACGGAUCCGCACCGAUAUUCAGAUGAACUCUUCGCUAAUAUUAUGCUAUCGUUCCACCGCCUGACAGUGGAGAUAGAUCUGACGCUGGCGUGUUGCUGCGAGUUGAACACGGCGCUCGGCGGCGGCUCGCCCGCGCCGCUCGUCACGGGCGUGGGGGUCGACAUCCGCGCCGGGGACCUGUUCCCGGCCACGUUCCAGGACAAAGGUCCAGAGCUGCCGCUGAGGGGCGCCAGGACCAUCACCAGCGGGCCGCAUUCCGCGCAGGUGCUGGAUAUAUACGACAGCGGCGUGGGCAUGUUGCGCAUCGGCCCGUUCAACUACGACCCGCUGCGAGGAGUCGACCUGUGGCUCGAGCAGUCCGACGACUUCAUACUGCAGCAUCUCAGCACCACGCCGGCAGUGGAGCCGCCGCACUUCGUACAUAACAUUCGCGUGACACUAAAGUUCAUCCAACAGCAUCCGUUCCCGGCGGUGACGGUGUUCCCGGACAAUCGGUCGCAUUACUAUCGCCGCGACGAGCAGACCGGACUGUGGGUGCCGAUGCGCUUUUAAACUUUACAAGUGUCGGAAGGCGGGUCCAUACAAAUCACGUCUGUAUGUUGCAUCCUAUAUAGCACAUUUUUGAAUAUGUGUUUUCUCUUUCAUUCUUAGGGCAUUUGCUGCGUAGAAAGGGACACACUGAUUGUGGUUAUAAAUAGAAAAGGAUGAUUUAAUUUGCCAGAUCCCGCAAUGUGUUUCUACUCAUUUAUUAAUUAUACAGAUGUUUUAAUUACAGGACGGAUUACUAUAUUAAAUCUGUAAAAGAAUUAUUUUAAAAGUGGGUAGAUAUUUUUUAAAUGUAUGUAUUUUAAAGGAUAGAUUGACAGACGGCAAUAUAUUUUCAUAUGAACUGUUAUAUUGUGUGCGAAUAUAAGACAUAUUUUCUACUGACUGUGAUCGUAUUACAAAACGAAGCAACAAAUAUUUAUCAGUGUGGACCCGCCUUUAUAUGGAACGGGGCUCGAGGGCCAAUCAGGGAAUGGAGCGUGCGUCCCCCGUAUUUGUGUACUGAUAAUAAAAUUUAGGCCUUACGCAAUUUCAAUAGAGUUUAAAAUGCAAGGGAUAAUUUACUGUAUUUCCCGUUUCAUAAUUUCUAGUAUCUUAUUUUUAACUGUAUUUAAAUAGUAUAAAGUUAAAAUUCUAGUAUCAGUACGAAGGGCGAAGGGCAUUCCGCUUGGUCUGUGAUGAACCAUAGACGAAAAAGUUUGUAUAUAUCGGCAUUGCGAGAAUAGAUUUUGAACUAUCAUUACUUUUAGAACAGACGUUAAUUGUAAAGAUUCUAGUUUUCAAUUUCAGUAUAUUGACGCUGAGAGAUAUGAUUUUUAUUGACGACUUUUAGUAUUUUCCGGUAAUUUAGUGGCAUUAUAAUAAAGGAAAUAAUUGAAUUCACUUUUGACUUUAGUCAUUAUUUAAUAUUUGCAUAGUUUUUGGACCGUUAUACCAAUUAAUUAUGUUUAUAUUGAUUUAACAAGUUGUCUAUAGUAUGAUGAAAGUAAAAAUCUAACCUUUAAUAAAAAAAAAAGAUUGGACUGAAAGAAAUUUACUCGGUAAAGUAAAAAUAGUAGCUAAUAAAAAAGGCUAUGUAUAGACAAAGACACUCUGUAAUGAAAAUGUAGAACAUUUAACAUGACAAACCAUAGAGGUGAUUAGAAUAAACUGAUAAUUAUUAGCAUUUAUCGAAGUCGGAAAAAUAGUAAAAAUAUUUUGGCUUACGUUUAAUUUUUAUUAUAACACAAUUUUAAUUGUUAUUGAUACUUGACUAUGCACAGAGUAUGUUUAUACACGCUGACUGCGUGUUUCGGAACACACGUUUGUAUUUGUAAAAGGACAUUGUUUCGACUGCAUCGCGUUAUGCAUCCGUUUUCAACAAACGAUUCCAAUCUGAAUCUUCAAUCCGAUUUCGAGAAUGAACCAAGCAAAAUAACUCAUUUGCUACAUGUCAAAAUAAACUUUGUUCUGAUUGGUCCAUUUUUGAGAUAGAUCGAAGAAAGCGAUUGAGGUUUGUUGAAAAUAGCGGUUAGUCGCGUUUGAAGCGAGUCAGUUUGUUCGUCAUGUGCAUAGACCCUUAAUUAUUUUCUUGUUCCAAAAUGUUUGUGUAUUUAUCAUAAACUCAUAUAGUUAUGUUGUGAUAAACUUCUAUCGUUUAUUUUUAACUUAUAUUUAUGAACAAAAGUGGGACUUGAACGAUUCAUAGUUUUUGAUGUUAUUCCAUUUCACGCAGAACAUACUUUUCGUUCUUACUUUUGUGUGUAAAUAUGACUAGGAUUACCAUAUCUAUGUACCUAAUUGUAUAUUUUGACGUCAUAGAACUCAUAAAGAGUUUAUUUAAGCAUAUUAUGAAUUCCAUUUAGAAAUGAGUAGAGUUUUGUUCUUCGACAUCGUGGAAUGAUGAAGUUGUAAAUAUUUUAGUGAUCAAUUACAUAUUAUAGUUAGACGACGUUAAUAGUUAUUGUUUUUUUGAAAAUAUAAUGAAUAUAUUGAAAGUUCAAAAGUUAA